AUGGCUUUCACGACUUCUUCUAUAGAGUUCGCCAUUGCACUUUUAUUGGGGCUGCCCGUUGUCUUUUUCGCUAGUCACUAUGUCAACCGAGCUGCUCGUCGGAACAGCAGCCGACGCCAGAGGGGAGUCAAAGUACUUGCGCACGGCGCCAAUGCCGAGAAGAUCGAAGUGGACAUCGUCGCCGUCCACGGCCUCGGAGCGCAUCCCGAGUUCACUUGGACAACCAAAAUCGAUCCACAACAAUGUUCGGACAGAACCAAUGCUGGCCGGUGUGCUCACGUGCCCUGUCGUAGCAACUGGCUAGUGGACUUCCUCCCUACCGACUUCCCCGAAGCCGAGAUCAUGACGUUCGGUUACAAUGCGGAUUGGUUUGGCAAAGGUACUAGCGCAACCGCGUAUGAGAGCGGAUGCUUUCUUUUGCGCGAGCUCAAGGAAAUUAGGGGAAGACACAAGUCUCGACCCCUACUGUUUGUUGGACACAGUUUCGGUGGUCUUGUCGUAAAGGAGGCACUUGUCCAGGCGAGCAUUGAGCAGGACUACAGAGACAUUGGAGACGCUACCUGUGGCAUCAUCUUCCUCGGGACGCCUCAUCAAGGCUCCGGCGUUUCAGCCAUUGGGGCGCUUGUUGCCUGGCUCACAACAGCACUUUUCGGCUCAGACAUGACGCAGCUUGUAUACCUUCAGAAGCACGGUAAAGAGCUUGCGAACCUGCAAGCACGGUUCGCAAAGAGUAUUGUGGAAGGAAUCAAGAUGUUCUCUUUCUACGAGACACUACCAACUUGCUUCCACCAGAUCUCACUCGGACUUGUUGUCAACAGAGACUCUGCUGGCCUGGUCGGAGACAGCAUCUCAGUCGACAAAGAUCAUUCGGGUAUGAACAAAUGCAUUGACAGAGAGGAUCCGCUGUACAAAGACAUUUGUCGCGCGAUCCAGGGGAUACUCGACAACGUCAGAUCUGGGAAGAAAGGUCAGUGCGCCUUGACUAGCCGUACUCACUCCGACGCCGCUUACGAGAACCUUCGAACACAAUAG
Messenger RNA from Coniosporium apollinis CBS 100218, 1032 nucleotides. RefSeq lists its product as uncharacterized. The record is from RefSeq and is a predicted model, not a curated record. Lineage: Eukaryota; Fungi; Ascomycota; Dothideomycetes. Bases 1 to 1032 code for a protein of 343 amino acids. The transcript is spliced from 5 exons.